This is a messenger RNA of Trifolium pratense (red clover), 2270 nucleotides long. Its product is annotated as indole-3-acetic acid-amido synthetase GH3.5-like. Lineage: Eukaryota; Viridiplantae; Streptophyta; Magnoliopsida; Fabales; Fabaceae. The transcript has 3 exons. Gene Ontology annotation, molecular function: indole-3-acetic acid amido synthetase activity. The record is from RefSeq and is a predicted model, not a curated record. Bases 84 to 1874 code for a protein of 596 amino acids. Gene Ontology annotation, cellular component: cytoplasm.
AUAAACACACUCUUCUUAUAUCUCGAUCUCUUUCUUUCUCCCAAAAACACACUCUUCUUUAAUUUUUUUUUUCUUGAUCAACCAUGCCUACUUCUCUUGAUCAUGAUCUCUACCAAAAAAACAAAAAAAUUCUUGACUUCAUAGAGGAUGCUACUUCACAUGCAGAUGAAAUCCAAAAAAAUGUCUUAGCUGAAAUUCUUUCUCACAAUGCAAAUGUUGAAUAUUUGCAAAGACAUGGUCUCAAUGGUCAUAUAGAUAGUGAAACUUUCAAGAAACUUCUUCCUAUCAUAUCAUAUGAAGAUAUCAAAGAUGAUAUUAACCGUAUUGCCAAUGGUGACACUUCUCCAAUCCUUACUUCAAACCCCAUUUCAAACUUUCUCACUAGCUCAGGCACAUCUGGUGGUGAAAGAAAGUUGAUGCCAGCAACUGAAGAAGAACUUGGAAGAAGAUAUUUUCUCUAUAGUCUAUUAAUGCCAAUAUUAAGUCAAUUUGUUCCUGACCUAGAAAAAGGCAAAGGAAUGUACCUAAUGUUCAUAAAAAAUGAAUCUAAAACCCCAGGAGGUAUUAAGGCUAGUCCAGUUCUCACAAACUAUUACAAAAGUUCGCAUUUUUUAAACCGGCCUUAUGAUCCAUACACAAAUUUCACAAGUCCAAAUGAAGCUGUUCUUUGUCUUGACUCAUACCAAAGUAUGUAUUCACAACUUCUAUGUGGUCUUUGUCAAAACAAUGAGGUCCUUCGUGUGGGCGCUGUUUUUGCUUCAGGUCUAAUUCGCGCCAUUCAUUUCCUUGAAAAAAAUUGGUCACUUUUAUGUAAUGAUAUAAGAACAGGAACUCUUAACCUCCUUAUCACUGACACUUCGGUGAGAGAGGCGGUAAUGAAAAUUCUUAAACCGGACGAAAAUCUUGCUAAUUUUAUUGAAUUUGAGUGUAGUAAAAAUUCUUGGCAAGGUAUUAUUACUAGGUUGUGGCCCAAUACUAAGUAUAUUGAUGUUAUUGUGACUGGAUCAAUGUCACAAUACAUUCCUACUUUGGAGUAUUAUGGUAAUGAAUUACCACUUGUUUGUAUUAUGUAUGCUUCAAGUGAAUGUUACUUUGGUGUUAACCUUAAUCCCCUUUGUAAACCUUGUCAAGUGUCUUAUACACUUAUCCCCACCAUGUGCUACUAUGAAUUUUUACCUAUUAGUAGAAGUAAUGAUCCUCUCAAUGAGAAAGAAAAACAAGAAUUGGUGGACCUUGUUGAUGUCAAGCUUGGUCAAGAAUAUGAGCUUGUUGUUACAACUUAUGCUGGACUUUAUAGGUACAAAGUAGGUGAUGUAUUGAAAGUGACUGGAUUCAAGAACAAGGCACCACAAUUCAGCUUUGUGUGCAGAAAAAAUGUUGUCCUAAGUAUUGAAUCAGACAAAACAGAUGAAGUUGAGUUACAAAAUGCAAUGAAAAAUGCUAUGGCACAUUUAGUACCGUUUGAUGCUGAUGUUUUAGAGUACACAAGUUUUGCAGACACAAAAACAAUUCCAGGACACUAUGUGCUUUAUUGGGAGUUAAAUCUCAAAGGGUCAAAAGUAAUUCCUCCAUGUGUUUUUGAAGAUUGUUGUUUAACAAUUGAGGAAUCAUUUAAUAGUGUUUAUCGACAAAGUCGAGUUUCGGAUAAGUCAAUUGGUCCACUUGAGAUUAAGAUUGUUGAGAAAGGUACAUUUGAUAAAUUUAUGGAUUAUUCAAUUACUGUGGGAGCUUCCAUUAAUCAAUACAAGACUCCUAGGUGUGUGAAGGUUGGACCUCUUGUGGAGCUUUUGGAGUCAAGAGUUGUUGCAAAGUAUUUUAGUCCUAAAUGUCCAAAAUGGGUUCCGGGUCAUAAGGAGUGGAAUAAUGGGAAUUGAAGUGUAUCUUAGUAUUACGGUGCGUAUGUUAAAAUUACGGUAAAUCGAUGUAAUUUUGAAAAAGUUAUACUUUGUAGCUUUUGUAAAAUCACGGAGUCACUAUGAUUUUGAGAUACCCGCCAUGAUUCAAAAUAUAGGUUAAUUUAGAUUCGGACAUGAUAUGUGGUUGACAACUUUUUUGCUUGUUCAUGUAUGGUUGGUUAUGUUUGGAAGGAAUCUUGGGGAAAUAUUAGUUACUUUAAUUAGAAUAAUUAAACUAUGUAAGUUUCUUUAGAAAUCCUUGUCUACCCACAUUGAGUUGGUUCUUGAACUUGGAUAGGAAGGCAUUACCACUUGUAAAUUAGUAACACCCCUUAAAUAAAAGAACUUUAUCUUUGUUGGUAUACAUGGUUGAAA